Messenger RNA from Physella acuta, 411 nucleotides. Its product is annotated as circumsporozoite protein-like. The record is from RefSeq and is a predicted model, not a curated record. NCBI's taxonomy places the organism in Eukaryota, Metazoa, Mollusca, Gastropoda, Physidae.
AUGGAGCAGGAGGGGGUGUUCCCUAACAUUGACCACAGCCCUGACAUUGACAUCAACCCCAGCCCUGACAUUGACAUCAACCCCAGCCCUGACAUUGACAUCAACCCCAGCCCUGACAUUGACAUCAACCCCAGCCCUAACAUUGACAUCAGCCCCAGCCCUGACAUUGACAUCAGCCCCUGCCCCAACCCUGACAUUGACAUCAACCCCAGCCCUGACAUUAACCACAGCCCUGACAUUGACAUCAGCCCCAGCCCUGACAUUGACAUCAACCCCAGCCCUGACAUUGACAUCAGCCCCAGCCCUGACAUUGACAUCAGCCCCAGUCCUGACAUUGACAUCAACCCCAGCCCUGACAUUGACAUCAACCCCAGCCCUGACAUUGACAUCAACCCCAACCCCAAGCCCUGA